GCCUGAUGCAUCUCAGUCGAUCUCCUUCUGUCAUCAUGUUCACAAAGACCGUCUUCGCUUUUGCCCUUGUGGCCGUCGCUUUGGCUGCUCCUUCACAGCCUUCUUACGAUUACUCUCCUCCGGCAACCUAUGACGCUCCUGCUAAGUACGACUUCAACUACGCUGUUAAGGACGACUACUCCGGAAACGACUUCGGUCACCAGGAAGCCCGUGACGGAUACAACACCCAGGGUUCCUACUUCGUCCUCCUUCCCGACGGUCGUCUGCAAAGGGUCACUUACACUGUCAACGGCGACUCUGGCUACGUAGCUGAGGUCAGCUACGAGGGUGAGGCCCAGUACCCUGAGCACCAUUCUGCUCCUGCCUACAAGCCUGCACCUGCUUACAAGCCUGCCCCAGCCUACGCCUAAAUAGGUCAAUCUUUAAACAUAUUCAAAAUAUUUAUUAAACAACAAUCCUAGCA
Penaeus monodon (black tiger shrimp) is the source of this 463-nucleotide messenger RNA. Its product is annotated as cuticle protein 7-like. Gene Ontology annotation, cellular component: extracellular matrix. NCBI's taxonomy places the organism in Eukaryota, Metazoa, Arthropoda, Malacostraca, Decapoda, Penaeidae. Bases 6 to 410 code for a protein of 134 amino acids. The transcript has 3 exons. The record is from RefSeq and is a predicted model, not a curated record.